AAUUUUACACUGUCUUCAGUUUCUCUAAACGCCUAAACUAAACGAGUAAUACAUAUAUAAAUCUUUGAUCAUUUGCACAAGCCUUCUACAUACCUACAAUUCAGAGACUCUUAAAGCGAUAGCUGUUGUUAGCUGAGCUGAAAUAUCGGUUAUACAUAUUGCUAAAUUUAUGGAACGCAUCACAACAAUAUUGAAUAUUUAAACAGAAAACUACAUAUGUAUUAUAAACAAGUAAUAAAAUGUUUUUAAACCUGACACCUACUCACGUAUAAUUAAUCGAAAUUAUACGAACAAGAAAAUAACCAACGUAUAAAAGAUUUUAACAAAUUCUUUACUUACUGUCGCCAUUAUUAAUAAAACACAAGACUUAACUAGAAACGUAUUAAAAAUUUUUAAACGUUCGAAUUUUUAAUCCGUGAGAAUUUAUAAUUUCAUGUGUAAUAGAUUGUCACUGGUUUGGCUCUAUCCUGUGUUCUCCAUACGCGUUAAGUGAGUCACAAGGAUACGUGUAUAUUAUGUCAAACACAAAACAAAUACGAUUUCUUUAAAGAUAUCACCGUGCAGACGUAGAAUGAUAAUCUUUUCUUCAGAUACUCUGCGAAAAAGUGUGAAGCAAGUGGGGGCGGAAGUAGUUAGUCGGUAAUUUGUGUAUGUACACUGUUUGCUGCACUUUGUGACAUGACAUAGGACACGAAUAGUCCGUGAAAUUAGAAAAAAAGGCAUAAAAUCGAAGCGCAUCCCGACGGAAUGAUGUUCGAAUUGUCAAUAGAUACGCAUUCUUUUGGAUAAUGAGUAUGUGUGACAUAUUACGUAGCAAUUUUCUUACUUUCGCGACAUAUCUUGGAUUGACAAGCACAACAUAAAUAUUGCUCGAGGACAAGGAUAUUUUUCAGUUAUUUCGUUACCGAUUAACAAACCGUUUUGAGAUUCGUAUUGAAAUGCAAAUAUUUUGUGAACGUUGUGUCGUAACUGUUUAAUAGAAAUCGAUAUCGUUUCUAAUCACCUUGAGUCUUGAAAUUACACGAGGAAGAAUAUUGUAAGAAUAAUGAAAAAAAGAACAAAAUUCAGCAAAUAUUGUGAAGCUAUUCCAUAAUGAACAAAUUCAAAUGUGCAGUGGCAUAUAAUUUUGUGGGUGUGACAUAUCCAGUUUUCUUGAUUUGUCUAUGUCACUUGUUACAUGGCGUACACAGUUGCAAACUGUUUACAAAAAACCAAUAAGCACAGCUUUUAUCUGCAACUGUUGGUGAAAUUUUGAUUGAUAAUUAGGGGAUGCCCAGCCUACAUUCGCUCGUCGUUCGACGAGCUCCACUAAUGGAUAUGGGUACUGCUACCAGCUCUGUGACAACUGUAAACCCUUCUACCAAAAUUGCUACCAAUCAGAAGAAGGUUGAAAAGUCCAAUAAACUAACUGGAGUCAGGUUACCUUUAUUACGCAAAGAAGCAAGCGUUGUCAAUCUUUCCCUGACAGAAAGGACAACAUUGGGAAAGGGAGUAGAUGCACCAUUACUUAGACCUGAGAGUAGCGCAAGUUUGGAAGCUCGUGGUAGCAGCUGGUUGAGCUUAGGUCCAGGUGUAUUGAGAAAAUGCGAAACUGCAGUAGGUUUGAGCACUUCUGCUUUGGAGGGCAGACCUAUAAAUCGCAGUCGAGUAUGUUCUCGCUGCUCCAGCUUGUUGUCGCUGGCUUCCAGUUCACGUUACAGUUUGGCUGCAGGCAAUUUCGUUCCUGCAGGCUCUCAACAAGUGCUAGGACGUCUUUUUUGUAAAUUAUGUCUUGUUGAAACUUCUCUUUCUAAAACAUUUAAAAUAGAAGGCUGUGGUUGUUCCUAUUGUAAAGAUUGUAUGAAAGCAUAUGUUGAGUUUGAAAUUGAAGAGGGUGCAUACGAAAUUAGUUGUCCUGAUGCACAGUGCGAACAUGGAGCAAUACUUUCUGUAAAAGAAAUAGCAAGUCUUGUUAGUGCUGAACUUAUGGAAAAACAUCAUAAGUUCCGAUUGAAUAGAGAUGUGUCUAUGGAUAAAGCACGUGCCUGGUGUCCACGUGCUGGUUGUGAAACAAUAUGUCCGAUAAAUGCUCCUGGUUCAAAUGGAACUGUUAUUGGACCUGUUCAUUGUCCUAAUUGCUCUAUAGACUUUUGUUCUAUAUGUAGAGAGUCUUGGCACAGUGGUCCUUGUUCUGAUCUUUCAUUAGGUAUACCAUUUGAUGGUGACCAUAUCAAAUGCUGUCCCAUGUGUUCUGUACCUAUUGAAAAGGAUGAAGGAUGUGCUCAAAUGAUGUGCAAGAGGUGUAAACAUGUUUUUUGCUGGUAUUGUUUAGCUUCUUUAGAUGAUGACUUUUUAUUGCGACAUUACGACAAAGGACCAUGUAAAAAUAAAUUGGGUCAUUCGCGUGCGUCGGUCAUUUGGCACAGAACACAAGUCAUUGGAAUUUUUGCUGGAUUUGGGUUACUCUUGCUUGUUGCAUCGCCGUUACUUUUAUUGGCUGCGCCUUGUAUUGUCUGUUGUAAAUGUCGUGUUUGUGGUUCUUCUAGACUUGAACAGGAGGAAGGUGAUACUGCAACAUAGGGACUCUAAAAGUUUUUCAAUAUCUCCUGUUGUUUCUCUUCAGUAUGAUAAACAAUUAAAUUAUAUUACUCAAAAUGUGGAUGUGAUCGGCGACUUAUAUAGAUAUACAUUGAAUCGAAAAAUUCUAUAAUAUAUAUCUUAAUGUCGAAUACGGUUUUACUUUUGUGAGAGGGGUUUACAUUCUUUUUUUGUACUAUCUAUGGAUGUUACGUUUUUUUUUAUCAAAGGGUACUUCGACUGUGUUGACUUUGAGUUUACAGAAAUAUUUUCACGUAGGUGUAUAUAUUUAUAGUGUGAUUAUUGUUAAGUAAGAAACUUACAAAGUUUACUGAAAGCUACUUAAUACUUCAUUGUUUCUCAAUAGUUGUUGAGGUAGAUUUUUUGAAAGGCAAUGAUGAUCUUUUAGUUAUAUCAGGCAUUACUAACAUUUUUAUAUUUAAACAUGUCCAAUUAACUGAAUCGUAAAUGUUCAUGAAUUUUGCGUACGACAUUCCAGAGAAUUAUAUUUACACUAAACGUACUGCCACAUCCAAAAA
Messenger RNA from Megalopta genalis, 3095 nucleotides. RefSeq names its product putative E3 ubiquitin-protein ligase RNF144A. Lineage: Eukaryota; Metazoa; Arthropoda; Insecta; Hymenoptera; Halictidae. The record is from RefSeq and is a predicted model, not a curated record. Gene Ontology annotation, biological process: protein ubiquitination. Gene Ontology annotation, molecular function: ubiquitin-protein transferase activity; zinc ion binding.